UUACGGUUAGAAAAUAUACGAUGGCACCUCAACCUACCGGAUCCACAUCGACAAUAUCGGGCGGAACGUCAUCAGGAACACAAAUAAAUGUCAUGGAUUCCACAUCUACACACAAUGAGCAAACAAGACAAGAUUUGGAGUUGAAGCUUCAAGAAUUGAUUGAGUGUCUGCUAGAACUUAGUAUCACAGUCUACGACUUUCAAUCUGAGAGCAACGCUCUAGUGCACCAGAAAAUUCAAGACCUCAUUGCACAACUAUCUGAUAUUGAAGGAUUCAAAGAUAAACUGGACAUGAUGGUGCCAUGGGAGGUUUUGAGUUAUAUUGAGGAUGGAAAGAAUCCUGAUCUGUUUUCAAAGAGUUUUGUGGAAGCUGUUGCCGGAGAAAACCAAUUUACAAACGGAAAAAUCACAGCGUUGAAGAGUUUUGAGGCAGCAUUGAUGCAAAAUUUAGGGUCAACCUUUCCAGAUGAAAUGUUAGAUUAUCAGCAAAUCCUUAAAAACGAUGAAGCCAUGAAAUCUGACCCAGUAGUGAAUACUAUGCUAUCUGACGAUACUUCAUCACCAUCUGUGCCUGAGCAGACGGCUGAAGGCUAUUCGAUGUCAAAUAAUACCUCUGCUUCACCUCCACUAUAAGCAUAUUAGAGAAUACACCUCUCAAAUUGUAUAUUACUUUUCGCUUUCAUUCUUGAGUAUUUUAAUUUUUAGAAAUAGUGAUAAAGUUGAAAG
Lobosporangium transversale is the source of this 725-nucleotide messenger RNA. Its product is annotated as transcription factor subunit Med10 of mediator complex-domain-containing protein. The record is from RefSeq and is a predicted model, not a curated record. Bases 21 to 632 code for a protein of 203 amino acids. NCBI's taxonomy places the organism in Eukaryota, Fungi, Mortierellomycota, Mortierellomycetes, Mortierellales, Mortierellaceae. The transcript has 4 exons. Gene Ontology annotation, molecular function: transcription coregulator activity. Gene Ontology annotation, cellular component: mediator complex; chromatin. Gene Ontology annotation, biological process: positive regulation of transcription by RNA polymerase II.